Astyanax mexicanus (Mexican tetra) is the source of this 1012-nucleotide messenger RNA. It is a transcript of the gene dmac2, whose product is annotated as distal membrane arm assembly component 2. NCBI's taxonomy places the organism in Eukaryota, Metazoa, Chordata, Actinopteri, Characiformes, Acestrorhamphidae. The transcript is spliced from 6 exons. Bases 67 to 867 code for a protein of 266 amino acids. The record is from RefSeq and is a predicted model, not a curated record.
UUUGGAGAUUCGUGGGACGAAUGAAGUUUGUCCCUUCGCGGCUGUUGUAGUAGUUAGUUUUUCAGUAUGUCGGCUCCCAUGCUGUGCCAGCUGAGACGUCAGUGUUCAGCUGUGGCGUGCAUCACUGUGGCUCGAAGGACAUACACUCCCAGUCACCCAACUCCUCCGUCUUUCUUCAACAGGGUACUUUUUACCUUAAACAAGCACUUUUAUGAAGUAGAACAUCUCAUAAAUUGGAGCAGCUGGUUGAAGAAUAAAGUGAUCAGACGGAAAAAUGUAUUCUAUGGUUACACACAGAAGAAGUUUGGUGUCAAUGUGGCAGCAUCAUACUAUAUUCUGGGUCUGGGAGGAAGCUUCAGGUUUGCAGAUCAGCCAGAGUGGUUUCGACCUGACUCAAGAGGAAAGUUCAGCUAUGACUUCCUAAACACACCUAACUCAACUAUCGAGGAGAUUGACUUAAGCAGGACGCUCAUAAACCAUGUUGGUCUGGAAAACAUCAUGAGUCAGACCAGGCUGCGCCACCUUCGCCUGCAGGCCUGUCCGGAGGUGGAUGACUGGUUUUUAGCUCGUCUGCAUGUGUUCGGGGAGACCAUGGAGGAGUUAGACCUGUCCCAAUGUUCUCGCAUCACUGUGGGUGGCUUGGCUGCACUGCAGCACCUUAGGAAACUGCGGCGGCUGAAUAUUUCCUCCCUCCCUCGACUGAAGAACCCAGGUUUAAUUCGUAUUCUUCUAGAGGAGAUGCUGCCCCACUGUGAAAUCAUUGGCGUGGACUACGAGCAGGGACUUCUACAGGCGGAGCCGCCCACUGAAACCUUCACAGAGGACUCAGUACAUGCAGGCUCACUGGGAGCAUCACGGAGGCUGUAAUGAGAAUGUGGAUACUGGACAUGAAAUUACACGGCUUUCCAUAUGGACUUUUAGACUAGCUGAUGCAUAAUGGCACAGAUGCCAGCUAGGACACAUUAGAGCUGUUUAAGUUUUAGUGAUGUUAAUAAAUAAAAACAGAAUGCAA